AUGCUGAUGAUACUGUUUUUUGUUGGAGAGGCUGUGUGGGACAACAUUCAUGCUAUUAAGGCCAUCUUAAGAGGAUUUGAAUUAGCUUCUGGUUUAAAGAUUAAUUUUGCCAAAAGCCAAUUUGGGGUUAUUGGUGAUGGUGUUAAUUGGGCUAGGGAAGCAGCUAAUAACCUGAACUGUCGGCAGCUGGAAUGUCCUUUCCUUUACUUAGGCAUACCUAUUGGGGCUAAUCCCUCUAGCCAGCUGGUGUGGGAGCCUACUAAAUUCAAGUCAAAAUUAGCCAAAUGGGCUCAGAAAAAUAUAUCCAUGGCUGGGAAGGCUGAUGGGGGGCUGGGGAUAAAAGAUAUCUCCAAAUUCAACUCAGCUUUGAUGGGAAGAUGGUUAUGGGCUUUUGCAUCUGAUCAACAACAACUAUGGGCUAGGGUUAUAACCUCUAAAUAUGGUGGUUGGUCAGAUCUUCAAAAUGCUAGAGACAAAAGGGGCUAUUCCCAUUGGUGGAGAGACAUUAGAAACUUGUACCAUCAGCUAGACUGCAGUAUUUUUAAAGAUAACUUGUCUUGGAAGGUUGGGUGUGGGGAAAAUAUCAAGUUCUGGAUUGAUAAUUGGCUAGGGGAACAAUACUCCCUGCAGCAGAAGUACUAUAAGCUAUUCCUCAUAAGUAGACAACAAAGGGAUCUCAUCUCUCAAGAAGAAGAAAAUUUUCUAUGUACACUUGUUGACUCCAAGAAAAACCCCAUGCCCAAUAGGAAGGAUCUCAUACAAAGUGAACAAAGAGGGACUUAA
Molecule: messenger RNA, 783 nt
Organism: Glycine soja
Lineage: Eukaryota; Viridiplantae; Streptophyta; Magnoliopsida; Fabales; Fabaceae
Exons: 2
Coding region: 1-783 (260 amino acids)
Source: RefSeq, a predicted model, not a curated record